Molecule: messenger RNA, 5920 nt
Organism: Pogonomyrmex barbatus (red harvester ant)
Lineage: Eukaryota; Metazoa; Arthropoda; Insecta; Hymenoptera; Formicidae
Biological process (GO): protein phosphorylation
Molecular function (GO): ATP binding; protein serine/threonine kinase activity
Source: RefSeq, a predicted model, not a curated record
AUUAGUUGUCAAAAUAUAAACAUUUUUUAUCAUAUUUCUUAUUGUUCCGCAUUCUUUUCAUCGUUCUAACUACCAACCAUACGAACGGGUUAUUAGAAUCGAAUAGUAUAGUUAGCGCGCUUGGAAGCCUCAUAUACUAGAAUUCUAUUAUUACAUCAGGUCGCCGGCUGAACUCAGUUGGUCUUGGCUCUUUCAAUCGUAAAAACGACUUUACUUUUCGCACACCUGAAAGUCGAAUUGUCACGUUUGUUCUAGUUAAUUCGUUAAAAACAUAAACGUUAUUACACAUUCGGGCGUUGGACCAAAGCAUUAUUCUUCGCGGAUUCAUUUUUCAAGAUUUUUCCGUGAUUGUGUUGAUUAGAUUAUUAUCAUUUGGUGAACAAAAUAAAAAAUACAGAAUAAGGUGUACAAGAAAAUGCCGUAUUAUAACGAUGUCUCCUCUUAUUAUUACGGAGGGGGAGCUUAUGCCAAUCAUAGCUCAUUAAUGACGGGCACAGGACGAACGCCUUUUCACACACCACUAUCGCGUUUUUCGCCGCAUCUAUCAACGAUUUCGGAAUCUCCGCUCAGUCAUUUGCAUCGUUUUUCGCCGAUCGCUGUGAGGCACGCAAGACGAGUGAUUGAUACAGCAGACAUCGAUGUCUCUUCACCGAGAAUACUUUCGCACAAUGGAAAUCCUCCCCGAAAUCGGCUGCGUCGUGACCGACCGACUAUCAAAAUCAGAUCACAAGCUUUAAAAGACAAUCCAGCAUUACGUGAACACAAUGAGAAACAUGAAAAAUCUGUGGGCGAACUUUUAAUGGAAAAGUUCUUCAUUAAAGAUAAAAAGUCAGACGGCGAUGAUAAUCAACAACAAAUACGUUUGUAUCAUCAGGUCAAUUUGGAUCGUUUGGAGGAUUCUCAAGAGCCAGAAAUUUUACAAAAGAGAAUCACUCGUAGAUUUACGCGACGCAGAUCCUCCACCGAUUUACAACUUGAUCCUGAGCAAUUGCAACGGGAGGUUGCAUACGCUCAAGUACAGGCUAAAGUCUUGGAUAGUCUCGUGGCUGAAGAACAAGCUCAAAUAAAAAACGAGGCACGACGAGGUACUUUAAUUCUCAGAAAAGGAACAAUGAUGAGAGGAUCAAUUAUCGAGCACUCCUAUUAUACAGAUAAUAUUGAAUCUGAUACAAUGACCCAAGAGGAAGAGGAAGCUGCUACGGCAAGGAUAAGAAAAAUUAUGAGGAAAACAAAGAAGAAAAAAAGAUCAUCUCUUGAUAGCCUGUCAUUGACUAACAAGGUUGAUGGGCAAUCAAACACUUUUAACGAAAUUUCUAUUGACUCACGAAUUGAAAAAAAUGAUGAAGUAAAACCUCAGAUAUAUAAAAUCGAGGCAUGUAAUAGUGUCGGGGAUUUUUCUACGAUCUGGGUUAAUACUAGCUCUGAAAAUGAAAAACAUAAAUUGAUCAUUCCCAAGAAAUUUGAAAUUGAAAAUAAGGCGGAUGUUUCUUUAAACGAUACAGAUGAAGCAGAAACAAAGGUCGUGUUAGCAGUACAAAAACCUUACAUAAAAGAUUCUUCAAGAAAUAGCGUGUAUUUAACAAUGAGAAAACCUAUAGAAAAAUUUAACAAAAAUCUUGAAGAAGUUAAGGAUAUGAAAACCGAUGAAAAUCAAUCAAUUUUAAUAAAUGAUUCUGUUGAUAUAGAAAAUAAUAUUCUUAAAAAUAAUGCAUUAGGAAGCUUAAAUGAAGAUUUAGUAGAGAUGAAUAACAAGAUUCAAAUAACGAGUGAUAAUAAGAAUUUUAAAGCAUCCAAGAAAACAAUAUGUAAAUCUAAGAAAAUAGAUUUCUUGGCAAAAAAAGAUAUUCAUUCUAUAUCAAACAAUAACUCAUGUAAUAAACGAGAUAUUGAUGCUUCAACAACAAAAAACGAUAUACGAGAAGUCAAUACUAAAGAUUUAUUAUCUUCGAAGAAUAAAACAACUACAAAUCUCGUACAAUCGAACGAUUCAGAUUUUAUUUUAACAAAUGCACCAAAAAACGACUUACAAAAAGAUCUUCAAGGAUUUGAAGACACUUUCAUCAUGAAUAUAAAGAAUGACAAAAGCCAAAAGUCAAAAGACAAAAGUCAAAAGCAUUGUAAUGUAAUCAAUAAUACGAUGAAAAUGUUUGAUUGUUUAGAACGCGAUUCAACAAUUAAAGUGAUGGAAUCUUCCACUAUUCAAAAUUUUAUUAUUUCCAUUGGAACAGAUGAGUCUGCAAUGAAAGAAGACAAGCCAAAAAUUUCGGCAAUGUACGAGAAUACUUCAAAGCGAAACGAUGUUGAAACUGAAGUUAGUGAUAAUACUACUCAAACCAGUGCCAACAGUAUGAUGCUUACGAAUAACACCUAUCGUCUGCCAAAACUGUCUAAAAUUAAUACGGAUAGAAAUAAUACCGUAGAAGUGCCAAAGCUUUCGUUACGAGAGACUACAGAGUAUCUGGCGAACUCGCCGAAAACUGAUCAGGACGUUGUCAGGACUACUACUGUCGCAUUACCGGAAAAGAAGGUGAACAAAACAUCGACUUUGGCGCAAGUUUCUUCUUUCAACGCUUUGCAAAGAACUGAUGACGUAGACUCAAAUAAGUCAACUUUUAAAAUUGACGUGAUGCGACACAAUGAUGCAGUUAAGUUGCGAACUAAAAAAAUGACUUUGUCCAAAGAAAUAAACGAUAAAGUGCUUAAUAAUGAAUGCUCCGAAAAGUCAAAACUAAUGACAGAUGUCAAUUUGACAGAAACAUUGAAGAACAAUGUGAAAAAGACUGACGAAAAUUUGUUACACGAAUUGUCCUCAAAAAUGACUGAUUCAUCAACGAUGGAAGAAAGGGUCACCGAAGUUAAUGCAUCAAAAGAAGCAAAAAUAUUGAAAACUAAUAUUAAAAAGAUUAAUUGUAUUGAAGUAGCAAAGGAUUCUUCAAUAAAUCUAUUCAGUUCUAAAAGCGAAAUGCCAAAGCUUAAUAGCACAGAAUUAAAAUUUCCUUUCAAAACAGAUACGCUUUUGAAAAACACUGUGAAUGAAAAUGUUGGCGUUGUAGAUUCGCCAAAGGUUGAAAAAGACUCAAGCGCAUUUAAAGUAAUGAAGAUUGAAGAUGGUAAAUCACUGUCAAUUUUUAACAAAGAUACCGGCAAGGAUUUUGAAAAAAACACCACGGUCGAGUCUUCGAAAUUAAUAAACAAUAAUGCAAUAAAUUUUACAUUAAAUAAUAUUCCCGAGAAUUCCUUUAUCUCAAAAAAACAGUCUAUAUCUAUUGAUAAAAAAGCUAUUAAUAAAAAAGACAAAGAUAAAUUCAUUGAGAAGAGAGCAGAAUCAACAAAGUCUCUGAAUAUAAUAACAGAAAAAGAAAUAAAAACCGAUGAUAAUGAUAAUCUUCAGGAGGAAAACGUAUUAUCGCGAAGCGCUUCUACUGAGUCUAUUGAUUUUUGGAGCGAAAUUAAAGCACCAGGUAGUCCAGAAACGACGAGAAUAAAGCAACAAAAUGAAUUUUUUCAUGAGAAAAUAAAUACUUCCAAAAUCGACGAAAAAAUAAAUUUAAUGAAUUCAAAAUGCAUGUGGAAAGAAAUUGAUAAUAAGAAAAAUGAGAUUGAUGUUAAGAAUAUCACAGCGUUUGAAAGUUUAACAAUUGAAUCUAGUGAUGAUAUUAUUGAAGAAGAAAAGGUGAAAAAGAGAAUUAGUUUGAAAUCUUUGAAAAUGAAAAAAGCAGAAAUUGCGAAACAAAAAUCAAUGAAAGUAACGGAAAUCGAGAAGAGAAUCCCCACGAUGCAAAAAAUGCCAAAAAAGAAAAAUAACUUUUCGAUAGUAAUUGAUUCUACAAAUAAAGAUACAAAUUCUAUGGCAAAGAAAGUUUCGACACAACACAACAAUUGCAGUACAACAACUUCUGUAACUUCACAAAUGACUAUUCCAGUUGAAAUUGCCAUACCAAUAAUAAAUAUAGUUGAAGCGCCUAAAUUGCCCGAGAAAUCUGAUAAUCGAAAGAUCGAUCAAGAAUAUGAGGAUCUCAAUACCUCAACAAAUGAGCUAUCACCAAAUCCCUCUUUAAUCAGGAAGAUUUCAAAGUGGAGCAAUCAGAAUGAUUUGACAAGCACUGACGAUGUAGAGACUCCAGUCGCAUCAGAAGAAACCAGUCUGGUUAGUCCCAACAUUAAUCUACAAUCCUCUAAGACAAUGUCUGUAAUGAAAAAGACAAAAUCAUCGAUCAAAAGAACACCAUCGGAAAAAAAUGAAAAGGGGCUAAAGGAUAUUCAUAAUAAUGAACUGACAAAGACAACGAAUAAACAGAGUAUACUUACUACCAAAGUUAUUCUUGAAAAACAACAAGCAAAAUUUUCACCGAAAACAUCUCCUAAAUCUAAAAAUACACCUUCACAACGGCCGCUCGAUCUUAUAAAGAUGUUUUAUACAACACCAUCGGCAUUACUUACGGCCACUCCACGAGACCUCUCUAAAGUUAGAAGGGCAAAUAUCAAGAGGAGACGUCAUCAUUCGCGCACAUCAUCUAUCAGUAGUGAUAGUACUGGAAGUACGACGAGUACCGCUACGACAGAGAGUAUGGACGAAAAUGGAUUGACCUGCGUCGAACUAGAUGAUGAUUCUGAGCAUAAGAGAAUGAAUUCAACAAGGAGUAAUGAUUCCGGAUUCGAUGGUUCACCAAGAAUCUCGAAUUGUGACAUGGCCUGCCACAAGAAAUGCGAAAAACUAACAGGAAACUUAUGUGGAUUAAAUCAAAAGCUAGUUGCGGAAGCAUUACAAGCUUUAAAAAGAGCGCCUUCACAAUCCUCGGAUAUUCAACGGAACUCGGAAUCAGAUCAUUUUCCAAGUGGUCGGAUAACACCACCGGCAACGAAUUUGCCCAGAUUCAAGAAAUAUACCGUAACGGAUUUUAAUUUUCUCAAAGUCCUGGGUAAAGGCAGCUUCGGUAAAGUUCUGCUGGCAGAGUUACGUGGCACAGAAUGUUUAUAUGCGGUAAAAUGUUUGAAGAAAGAUGUUGUUCUUGAAGAUGAUGAUGUUGAGUGUACAUUAAUCGAGAGAAAGGUUCUCACACUAGCCACAAGGCAUCCGUAUCUUUGUCAUCUGUUUUGCACUUUUCAAACUGAUUCACAUCUAUUUUUCGUCAUGGAGUAUCUCAAUGGAGGUGAUCUGAUGUUCCAUAUACAGAAGUCUGGUCGAUUCCCAGAAGCGCGUGCGCGUUUUUAUGCCGCCGAGAUUUGGUCCGGAUUGAACUUUCUGCAUAAAAAAGGUAUUGUUUACCGGGAUCUUAAACUGGACAAUGUGCUACUUGACUUCGAAGGUCAUAUUAGAAUCGCAGAUUUUGGUAUGUGCAAACUUCAAAUCUUCUUGGAUAGAACAGCCGAUACGUUUUGUGGCACACCGGAUUACAUGGCGCCAGAGAUUAUAAAAGGACUUAAAUAUAAUCAAGCUGUGGAUUGGUGGUCGUACGGUGUCCUACUGUAUGAAAUGCUAACUGGCCAAUCACCAUUUUCUGGAUGUGAUGAAGACGAACUAUUCUGGAGCAUUUGUAAUGAAAGGCCGUUUAUACCUCGAUAUUUGAGUCAAGAGGCUAUUGAUAUACUUGUUUGUUUGUUAGAGAAAGAUUCUGGGAAAAGAAUACUUGGUCAUGAAAUCGCUGUACAUGUUUUCUUUCAGCAUUUGUCUUGGGAUCGAUUAGAGAGGAGACAAUUGGACCCGCCAUUCAAACCCGCGCUUGAUCACACUUUGGAUACGAAAUACUUUGAUACGACAUUCACAACUGAACGUCCAAGGCUUACGCCAAUACCCGAGCAAAUCUUGACUUCAAUGGAUCAAAGUGUUUUCCGCGGAUUUUCUUAUACAAAUCCGAAUGCGACAGAUUGAUAAUUGAUAUGUGAUAACUGAGGAUAUAAUACUAGCCUUCAACAGAUCAGU